UAAGAUUAGAAUCAAGUCAUGCCCUGUUGUGUACCUACAUGUCUCCGAGGGGACGAAAGAAUGUCAUCGUUUCCCAGUGACAACGUACUUGCCAAAAGAUGGUUCGAAGCAAUCGAGUUUGGAUGUGGAUAUCCGAUGAACGUUGCCGAGGACGAUUGCCAUCCGGAAAUAUGCAGUUAUCAUUUUACACAACCCAACCCUUACAGCUACGAAGAACCAUCUAGAUUCAUAGACGGUGACGGAACCAGUACGCAAAUUGGUAGUUGCAGGAUGUGCCUAACAUUUCAUGCGAGCAAAGAUAUGGUAGCUAUUGCAGGUACCGUGGCUGACCGUCCAAUCGCAUCUCUACUUGAUACUAUGGGUAUAAAUUUUCUCGAGGAUGACUUUCUACAACUAAUUUGCGUGACCUGUCUGGCUCGGCUAGAAAUGUUUACGUUUCUUCAUACUAAGGUUGCCCAAUCCGAGCUAGAAUUUCAACAUUUGUUAGAAAAAAGUCAGGAUAUAGUGCUGCAUACCGACAUUAAACCGGAGGAGGUUCCAUUCGUUGAUAUAAUUAAGGAAGAAAUAUUGCUGGAAUCGGAAAUAAGCAUCAAAGAUGUUAGUGAUGACGAGUACAUUCCAAUGGAUCAAGAGGAAGAGAGUUCAAGUUUGACAGUGAAACGAGAAAAAAAAUCUUCCAAGUCCCAUUCUAAAAGCGUACCAAAUGUUAGUUUACAGGAAAAAAUAGAACGAAGCUGCUAUAUAUGCGAUACGAUCCAUCCGGAUGUAAGCCAGCUGCUGAUUCAUCUCACGAAAAGUCACAGCUCGGAAAUGGGAUAUCGAUGCGACGAAUGCUCGCUGGAUAUACCUUUGGUAUAUGCGUAUAACCGUCAUCUCAGCCGGCACAAUGAAUUGCGAAUGAGAUUCCAGUGCAGUAUGUGUUCGUUACGGUUCUCAAGCGAUUUUCGGGUUAAGAUUCACGAAAAUAAAGUACAUGGUGCAAAUCACAACGUAAAACCAGUUGUGACUAAAUUGCGGGAAGUGAUUUGCGAUCAAUGCGGAAAAGUUAGCGACAGCCGCAGGAUUAAAGAUCAUAUCCAAGAAGUACAUCAAAGGGACAGCCUGCCAAAGUGUGAUAUAUGUCAGAAGAUAUUUACGACGAAGCGAAGCCUCGAGCGGCACAUGCUACUGCAUUCAAACACAAAACCUUAUAGUUGUGAUCAGUGUGAUGCAACAUUUCGACGUUUACUUGACUACCGUCACCACAAAAGCAAAGUACACGAUGGCGUUAAUCCACACGUUUGCCCCGAGUGCAAUGAAGAAUUUAAAAGCUACCAUCAGUUGUACGUUCACAAGCAAGGGGUUCAUUAUAAAAAGGUUCCAAAAUCUAUGCUUAGUGCCUACAGACAGAACAAACAGUACGAAGUUUGCAAGAUUUGUCGGUCACAAUUUGCAAAAGGUAGUGAACUGAUGCAACAUAUUCGCAGCGAACAUGUAGUCGAACAGUACCCGGUACUGAAAUGUCCUCACUGUAUAAAAACUUUCAUAUUACCAUCACGGCUGUCGGCCCACAAGGCAAUUCAUUCGGAUAGGUAUGCCUGUAAAGAGUGCGGCGUUGGACAUAUCGACAAAAAGAAGCUUCAAUAUCACAUGGAUCUCAAACACCCGGACGGUCGCGUGUAUGCCUGUUCCACUUGCUCUACAACGUUUACCAGUUUGAAUCAGCUUAACGAGCACAGUGUCAUUCACACCAAGGGAAAACGCUUCCAGUGUGAAUUUUGUACGAAGUCUUUCCUGCGAAGGUUUCAACUGGUGAUUCAUACGCGAACACACACAGGCGAGAAACCUUUCGAGUGCAGUGGUUGUUUGAAACGAUUCGGCGACGAUGGAACGUUUUCCAAGCACAAAAAAACUUGCCGUGCGCUGCAGAGCCAAUAA
Messenger RNA from Sabethes cyaneus, 1917 nucleotides. RefSeq names its product zinc finger protein 420-like. Bases 19 to 1917 code for a protein of 632 amino acids. The record is from RefSeq and is a predicted model, not a curated record. Gene Ontology annotation, cellular component: nucleus. Lineage: Eukaryota; Metazoa; Arthropoda; Insecta; Diptera; Culicidae. Gene Ontology annotation, molecular function: RNA polymerase II transcription regulatory region sequence-specific DNA binding; zinc ion binding; DNA-binding transcription factor activity, RNA polymerase II-specific. Gene Ontology annotation, biological process: regulation of transcription by RNA polymerase II. The transcript is spliced from 3 exons.